Rubroshorea leprosula is the source of this 1263-nucleotide messenger RNA. The record is from the annotation of a GenBank genome assembly. NCBI's taxonomy places the organism in Eukaryota, Viridiplantae, Streptophyta, Magnoliopsida, Malvales, Dipterocarpaceae.
CAAGCCUUGGUUUGAUUCUAUCUCAAUCCAAAUAUGCACUAGACAUUCUAUCCAGAGCUCAAAUGGAGGGUUGCAACUCGAUCUCCACUCCUAUGGCACUUAAAGCACGUUCCUCACAUUCUAGCAAUGAUGCAUUUCAUGAUCCAACUCAUUAUAGGAGUAUUGUUUGGGCACUUCAAUACCUCACAUUUACUCGACCAGAUCUCUCAUUUGCAGUCAAUUAUGUUUGCCAGUUCAUGAAUUCUCCUACAAUUGGAAAUUACCAAACCGUCAAGCGGAUCUUAAGGUAUGUACAUGGGACUCUCAAUUAUGGCUUACAAAUUCUUAACCAAAGUUCCUUGGACUUGUAUGCCUUUUCAGAUGCUGAUUGGGCUAGGUGUUCUUUGACCCGCCAUUCCACCUCUGGUUAUUGUACCUUCUUGGGAAGCAACUGCAUUUCAUGGUGUGCAAAGAAACAACCUACAGUGGCUCGUUCGAGUGCCGAAGCAGAGUAUCGAUCUAUGGCUUCAACAACUGCUGAAAUCACUUGGCUUGCACACCUUCUUCGUGACAUUGGAGUGGCUCUUAACAAUGCCCCUAUUCUUCAUUGUGACAACUUAAGUGCAAUCUAUAUGACAGUCAAUCCAGUCUUUCAUAGCUGCACCAAACACGUUGAAAUUGAUUAUCAUUUUGUUAGAGAGAAAGUUGCUCUUGGUCACCUUAUUACUCGGUUUGUCAGUUCUACCUCACAGUUAGCUGACAUCUUUACAAAGCCAUUGACUCGAGACAGCUUUCAUCGACUCUGCAGCAAAUUGGGUCUUGUGUCUCUGCCACUGCCUAAUUUGAGGGGGAGUAAUACACCCCCAAUCUCCAGGAUUUGAGAAUAUGACGAUGGUUUAUUUUUCCCCAAUUGUUGAGGUAAAUAAAGCCAAGCCACUCCUCAGUGUUACAAAAUGAUAGAUUAGAGAGAGGUAAUAUGUGCUUGUAUCCAUUUUGCAAAUCCUAUUCUUAUGCUUUCACAUUAUUUUGAAAGGGGAUGAGUGGUUGUCCUUGGCAUUAUGGAAAUUCACAACCACCAAGGAGCUUGCUGCUUGCAAAAUGAUGUUCUUUGGCAAACCAACCAAUUUCAAUUUUAAAUUCAAUUACUGCAGGAGCUAAUGUUUUAUGUUCUUAAGAAUUGGGAAGAUUUUUGAAACAAGGAGUUGCUGAUGUUCAAAUGAGAUUUUUCUGUAAGUUGGAACUGGAAUGCGGAUGACCUCUGCUGAAUUAAGCAAGCUUGUAAUC